This is a messenger RNA of Malania oleifera, 1630 nucleotides long. RefSeq lists its product as uncharacterized. The record is from RefSeq and is a predicted model, not a curated record. Gene Ontology annotation, cellular component: mitochondrial membrane. NCBI's taxonomy places the organism in Eukaryota, Viridiplantae, Streptophyta, Magnoliopsida, Santalales, Ximeniaceae. Bases 615 to 1343 code for a protein of 242 amino acids. The transcript is spliced from 2 exons. Gene Ontology annotation, biological process: mitochondrial proton-transporting ATP synthase complex assembly.
AUUUUCUAGAACGAAUGAGGAAUUGGGGGAGCUUUUAACAUUUUCUAGAACGAAUGAGGAAAAUUGGGGGAGCUUAGUCUAAAUCUACCGUUUAGAAAAGCGAGUUUUGACUGUUUGGGGGGGGAAGAAAUUAAUGGAAGACCCCGCAUGAAAUGCAUGAUUUGGCGAGAAAAUUUUGGAAGAAAAAACGAGGCUAUCUGGAAGAUUGAGGGCCUCGUAUGGUCGGUCUCCAAGGCCAAGACCGCUGGUCUAAUCGGAUCACCAAUUUUUUGCAAUUAGUACUAGCAAUUAAACCGUUUUUUCCCUUUUCUUUAUAGAAGAAGCCUCCAUGGACCGUGGGGCUAAAAAAACCAAAAGUGAACGGUAGGGGUAAAAUAUGAUUAAUGUCGGGGCAUUCCGAGAAUUGAACUCGGGACCUCUCGCACCCUAAGCGAGAAUCAUACCACUAGACCAAAUGCCCAACGAUGCUAGCGUAGUUCCAAAGUUUUUUAUAUAAAAACAAAAUUUGAAGGGAGUUGAAAAGGUCCAAUUCUAACCCGAGGAAAAAGUUUCGCCCUUCCCAUUUUCUGCAACUCUCCGAGUCGACCUGGGUCCUCUUCAGUGAGAACAGAGAUAUGGUAAGAGCAGCCCUUCUUCACCUGCUCCGCUCCCAAACCAGACACUCCAUAACCCGAAGCUUUCAUUCAGCAGGAUACAAUGCUUCUAGGCUUGGAACAUGGUCGACCUCCUUAGGUCCCAAAUCCAACAUCAGCUCUUCCACCCAGCUCAUUGCGGUCCAGAGAAGAUGGGCAUCUCAAGCCACAGUGACAGAAGAUGCUGAAAAGAUCAGCAUUGGACCACGUAGAGGUGGAGAGACUGGGGAAGAUAAAAAGGACACGGGGGUUGUUUAUUAUGGUCCAAUCUCAUCUACCAUCAAGAAAGUAAAGCUGCUUUCUCUUUCUACCUGCUGCCUAUCUGUAUCUUUAGGCCCCGUGGUGACCUUCAUGACAUCUCCUGAAAUGAACGUGAUUCUAAAGGGGGCGGUGGCAUCCACAGUAAUAUUCCUGAGUGCUUCAACCACUGCUGCACUUCACUGGUUUGUGAGCCCCUAUAUUCACAAGCUCAGGUGGCAGCCUGGUUUGGACAGCUUUGAGGUGGAGAUGAUGUCUUGGCUGGCCUCGUACAUCCCACGAACUAUCAAGUUUGCUGAUAUUCGGCCACCAGAGACCAAUAGACCUUUCGUGACAUUCAAGGCCAAUGGGAAUUUUUACUUUGUUGAUACGGAUCAUUGUCACAACAAGGCUUUAUUGGCCAGACUGACCCCUCAAAAAGCUGCCCAUGAGUCUGCCCUAAAGAACUUGUGAUUCUAAAUUUGAUUGGAGAACUCUGAAGGGUUGCCUGUUUUGGUUGAACUAUUUUACAUAUAUUGUGGAGUCGUGCUGUGUCAUAGCGUUGGGUUAAUAUUGGAGGGCAUGCCUUCUUUGAGAAUUGUUCAAAUCAGAUUUUGGUUUACAAGAAAUAAUCGCAGCCUAGUGUUUUUUUUGUAGUAGUACAGAUUGAUAAAUCACAUUUUUUUGCAUGCUUGUAGCAAUUGCUCCCAUUUCGUACUAGUGUAUUUGCAACAUAAAGUGGUUUGAUUUUCUUCUUGAAA